AUGGCCGAGGAGGAGAACAAGCAGCUUGCAUCGCUGGAGACCGGCGAUGAGUUCGAGGACUUUCCUGUUGAAGACUGGGAAGCCGCUGCUGCCGACGGAGGCGACACUAAUUUAUGGGAAGAGCAAUGGGAAGAUGAUGAUCAUGCAGACGACGACUUCAGUGUUCAGCUCAAGGCCGAGAUAGAAAAGCGCAAUGCUGAGAAAUGA
This is a messenger RNA of Wickerhamiella sorbophila, 207 nucleotides long. RefSeq lists its product as hypothetical. Bases 1 to 207 code for a protein of 68 amino acids. Lineage: Eukaryota; Fungi; Ascomycota; Dipodascomycetes; Dipodascales; Trichomonascaceae. Gene Ontology annotation, cellular component: proteasome complex; proteasome regulatory particle, lid subcomplex. The record is from RefSeq and is a predicted model, not a curated record. Gene Ontology annotation, biological process: proteasome assembly; mRNA export from nucleus; double-strand break repair via homologous recombination. The transcript has a single exon.